Messenger RNA from Triticum aestivum (bread wheat), 4349 nucleotides. RefSeq lists its product as uncharacterized. Bases 347 to 2026 code for a protein of 559 amino acids. The transcript is spliced from 13 exons. NCBI's taxonomy places the organism in Eukaryota, Viridiplantae, Streptophyta, Magnoliopsida, Poales, Poaceae. Gene Ontology annotation, cellular component: nucleus. The record is from RefSeq and is a predicted model, not a curated record. Gene Ontology annotation, biological process: regulation of DNA-templated transcription.
CUCCGUAAAAAGGAGCUACUGAGAAUAACUAGGGGAUUCAGUUAACUAGGAGUACUUAAGUGUUCUUCCCAAUUUCAAGAAAAGAAAGUGUUCUUCCCACUUUCGCUCUGCUCGGACGCGCGCCGCCAUGGACAGUUCCUUCCUGCUCUUCCCUCGCUUCCAAUCUCAUCGCGUUAAUCACAUUCCAAUUCCAUCGACACGAGAAAUCGGACUGCUCCAGAUCAUUUGGACUUCGAUCUCCCCAGCCUCCCCAUUUUUCCAGACACAGAGUUCCAGUUAUCUGGUUUCGAUGCGAAUUACCCAGCGCCAUCCCUUCCCCAGUUCUCCAGCCUCGUCAGAGUAGCCGAUGGAGAUAGAUCUGACCCGGGACGCCCGCGACGGCGACGCGGAGAGGGUCGCCGCCCCGCAGAGUAACCGUGCCGUCCGAGUGGAGGUCGUCGCCCAGGAGCGCAACGGCGCCGGUGGCAUGGUGGCCGCUGCCGAGGGAAGCGACGGCGCUGCCUUGGAGUCGGUCGGCGUUGGCGCCGAGGAGGGCGUCGCCCCGGAGAAGAACGGCGUCGGCUCCGGUGGCGAGAAGGAGGUCGCCUCGGAGGGGAGCGGCGCCGGCGCCGAGGUGGGCGCUGCCGUGGAGACGAACGGCGUCGCAGUUGACGUCUGGAUCUGCCACCAGUGCCGUCAGAGAAAAAUAGGGCCCACGGCAGCUUGCAGAGGGUCCAAGAAGAAUGGCAAGUGCGCUCUCAGAUAUUGCAAGAAUUGCAUACGUAACAGGUACCCUUUGAUUGCGGAUGAGGUGUUGAAGGAGGAAGCCUGGGAAUGCCCCAAGUGCAGGAAUGACUGCAACUGCAGCAAGUGCAAAAAGAGGAGAGGGGAGGAGCCAGCAGGGCCAAUGGUCCAUUCUGUCAAGAGACCGAAGGGCAACCUGCGGAGAAUUGAGAGCACCGAUGCUCUCAAGGAUGAAAUAGUCAUACCCAGAGGUACUCUUGUCAAGAGACCGAAGGGCAACCUGCGGAGAAUUGAGAGCACCGAUGCUCUCAAGGAUGAAAUAGUCAUACCCAGAGGUACUCUUGUGACUUGCGUUGCUGGUGUAGAGAUGCAGCCUGAAGAUGUUGGUGCCGCCAUUCAAUUUUUGGAGUUUUGUCGCUCAUUUGGCGAGCGCAAUAUGUCGUGCAAAUCAUUGCUGAGACUAGGAUGUCUUGAGGGCUUCACAAUAUUUGUGAUAGUGAUGCAUGUCUAUGCAAGUGCCCACUUGAUCUUCCAAAUAAGGAAGGGCCAAUCAGAAAAAAUUGUCAAAGACAUAACUGGAGAUCGUCAACUCCGAGAGGUGUCUUCAGUUGUUGCUGAGCUUCAUGCAAACCUGUUAUCUGUCAUAGAAAACGGCAAUUACAAGCCUUUGAAAUAUCCAAGACAUGGGGAUGCAUGGAUAAGAAAACUCAGGAAAUAUAUCACUGACUCGACAUUACACGCAAAAGAUUUCAUCCUUGAGUACUUAAGCCAUGGGCUAUCUGGAUAUAAAAAUUUGAGCCCUUCUCAUAAGCUGGAUGUGCUGAAUUCUCUGUGUGAUGAGGCAUUAUCAUCUGAAAAGUUGAAGACUAGGAUUGAAGCUAGAGAAUGUGUGGCCAGACAAAAGAUCCGUGCUGCAACCGAGAAGGAAAAGGAGCUAAAAGAAAGACAGAAUGACAUGGCUAAAACAAUGGGAGGAGAAAUCGCUGGCAAUGACGAAGCUAAUAAUAUCUUUUGUCAAAUAAAGGAGGCAAAAGAAGUCAAGCAGGCAGCCAUGAAUGAAUUAGAGGAACUGGGAUGUGUCCUUAGGUCCACGCCUGUCAUGGUAGACAAAGGAGUAGCAUACUGGAAGCUGGAUGGCUAUUGUAAUAACAAUACAAACAUAUUACGCCAAGAAUUUGACAACGAAGCUACAAUGAAGAACCAAGACAAGUGGUUCAUGUUCAGUGAAGAUGAACAGAAAGUAGUUGAAAAUCAUGUAACUACAAGUGUGCUGUCAAAAGACUUCUCUUGGCCGUACUGUUAGAGUACGGCUCUGAUACCAAAUUGGUAUGAACCGGAUCCCUACCAGGGCGUGGUCUCAGGUUGUAGGGGUGGAAGGAGGGAUGGCGUGGAGGAAGGCGUGGUUGCCGGCGCUGGGGCGCCGUCGUUGCGUGCACGCGCGCGAGAGAGAGAGCGCGGCGGCGGCUAGGGUUAGGUCUCCCGGCUCCCUAAGGAAGCCGAGCAGAUAUGAUUGCUUCUUGCUUGAUUAGAUUAAUACAUCUCCUCUCCUUAUAUAGAGAAGUUUACUUGACUCCCAAGCAAGCGACCCUCAUCUCUAAUUAACCCUAAGACUAACGGGCUAUACCGCCAGCCCAGGCCUAUUAGGCCAUUACAUACUCUAACAAGUACAUUCUCUUAUAUUCUUGUAAAGCAAUAGCCGCACUCACCAUCGUCAGUAUUUCUUCUGGAGAGCUGCUAGGGUAUGAUCUUUGUACGACAAGACUGGUCUGGUGUUGUAGGCCCAAACAUCAGGAAACGGGCCUCUGUCUGGUCGUAUGAAAAUCGUAUGAAAAAAGGUCGUACGCAAAGUAGUUUCGUUUCUUCUGCAUGUCACCUACCUACCUACCUACCACCCUCCUGCUAGUGUGAUCUGAUGUUUUCAUUACCCGCUGUUCAGGCCUUCAGGGACAUUUUGGGUUGGGGGUAUUCCACCAUCCCAUGUGGGAACUAACAGAUAAAGUAAUUUUGAUUGGUGGUAUGAUUAUUAUGUAGAAAGGUUACCGAUUUACUUUGAAAGGAUUCACCAAUAUGCUUAGGUGACAAAAUUUACUACCUGCGGUUUUGGGAUGCUUGAAUAAUGUAGUCUGGAGCUCCUAAACAGAUUGUCGAUACCUUACUUUCAUGGAUUUGUGGUCGUUGUUUCAUUUUGGAAAUCUAUAGCCUGAGGCUUUUAGUUCUUUACAUUUGGUCCCAAGAUAUAAAUAUCUUUGUAUAUGUUCUGUCAAGCCAUGCUCAGUUGCUCAUAUCUGUGUCUUUUUUUCUUUUCUAUAAACACUUCUUCAUUCAAGCAAGUUAUACUUUGAGCAUGAUUGGACUUCUGGCUGAUGAUGUGUUCAGUCUUUUCUUCACUGCAUAGAAUUGAUGUGUCAAUAUGCUCAAUUUCUUUUGGUGUUAACAAAUGUCUUAUUUAUUUUGCGCUGGAUAUUUUGUUUUCUCGUUUUCUAGUUCGAGAAGUAUUGCCAGCUCAGUAAGUUGGCCUUUUUUUUAUCGAUAUAGUAGUAAAACUGUUGGCUGACCCAGUAUCUUGUUGCAACUGUCUAAAAUAGGUCCCAGCGCCCAUGGAGAAAGGAUAACCGGGUGUAAUGAUUUACAGAUCCCAAUCUCCUGCUGUUUUAACUGCUUGAUGAUAUUCAUUUGUCCUUUCUAUGUGCCUUUCUUUUUAUGGCUUCUAGGAUACACCACAUUUCCUUUCAAGUGAAAUGGAAAUAAGUUAUUUUACAACCGCAUCGUCACUAUUUAUGUUCUAACAGCAAAGCAUAUAUAAACCACCAGUGUUGACUCUGCUGUGCUUAUCAACCUGAUGAGUGUUCACUUACAGUUACAGCUCAACUUCACCGGAAACAUACGUAAAAGAUAACAUCGGAGAUGUACAGAAGUUUGCACACGAAUCUCCAUUGCUUUUUCAAACCCCUUGCCAUGCUAUAGCAGGAAGAAGCUACUGCGUUGAACAGAAUAUCACCUGCGGUAGUAUUGCUGAUAUAGUCCCGAACAUAACUUUUAGCUAGUCUACAAAAGUAUUUAGGAUAAAACUAUAUUUUAUAUGCCACCGUAAAGCGAGUCAUCACAUGGAACUUCAUGGUUAAGUAUUUAUCCUAUUAGAGUUUUGUAAUGAUUGUUUCUCUUAAGUAUUAAGCUCAGAGUGGGAGCUGUGAAUUAUUUUCAUCUUCUUUUGAUGUUCUGUUUUGGCAGGUGAAUGGACUACCCCAGAUGACAGUUGCUACAGAACAACCAACAUUUCUCAAAGAUUGGGUCAUAGCAUUUGAAUACAAAUCUUGUGGCAUCUUUCUUCUCCCCUAUGGGAACACAGCAAGACUUUGUAGCACCUUCUGAUGUAUUUUUUGGGGAUGUUUUAAAAAUGAGAGAAAGCUAGAGCAUGCAGCUUUGCUGAAAUUUAUCGUUAGCAUUUGAAUGUCGUGCAGCCAAAUUUUCCUGCUGUAUCGUACUCCCUCUGUAAAGAAAUAUAAGUGUUUAGAUCACCAGGUGCUCUUGUAUUUCUUUACGGAGGGAGUAUUAUUGAUCAUUCUAUAGCAGAAAAGGAUUAUUUCCAGUCUCGAACAUGAAAGAGCUUUGAUUGAUUGAUUUAUUUA